Crotalus tigris (Tiger rattlesnake) is the source of this 1682-nucleotide messenger RNA. Its product is annotated as myosin-IIIb-like. The coding region runs from base 184 to 975 and encodes 263 amino acids. Gene Ontology annotation, molecular function: protein kinase activity; ATP binding. The transcript is spliced from 7 exons. The record is from RefSeq and is a predicted model, not a curated record. NCBI's taxonomy places the organism in Eukaryota, Metazoa, Chordata, Lepidosauria, Squamata, Viperidae. Gene Ontology annotation, biological process: protein phosphorylation.
UGAGCAGAAGCUGCUGGAGGCCUUACCAGUUUCUCGGUAUGCUUUAUGAUGAGGCUCUUGAGUGAGCUAUGCAGUGCGAUGGAAGGAAAAUUGGGAAAGCACUUUGAAGAAUCGCUUGUUUCCUGCAUGUCUGGCAGCUAGGAAAAACAUGCCUGAGAGGAAAAAGCCCGUUAAGUGCUGAGGAUGUCUGCUGCUUUCUUGGCAAGGAAAAUGUCCGACACAAUGAAGCCACUCUAUGGCGUGCUUCAGUAUAAUCAGAAUAUGAUUGGACUGGAAUCUUUACCUGAUCCCACAAAUACCUGGGAAAUUAUUGAGACUAUUGGAAAAGGAACAUAUGGUAAAGUCUAUAAGGUUACUAAUAAGAAGGAUAGCAGCCUGGCAGCAGUGAAGAUUCUAGAUUCUAUUAAUGACAUGGACGAGGAGAUUGAAGCAGAGUAUAAUAUCUUACAGUUUCUUCCUAAUCAUCCCAAUGUGGUUAAAUUUUAUGGAAUGUUUUACAAAGCAGAUCGAUAUGUGGGUGGACAGCUCUGGCUUGUUCUUGAGCUGUGUAAUGGAGGCUCUGUCACAGACCUUGUCAAAGGCCUACUGAAGAAUGGCCAAAAGUUGGAUGAAGCAAUAAUCUCAUACAUCUUAAGAGGUGCCCUUUUGGGUCUUCAACAUUUGCACAACAAUCGCAUCAUUCAUCGUGAUGUCAAGGGGAACAACAUUCUGCUGACAAUGGAAGGAGGAGUCAAGCUUGUUGACUUUGGUGUUUCUGCACAGCUCACCAGUACCAGGCUGAGGAGAAACACUUCAGUUGGGACACCAUUUUGGAUGGCUCCUGAGGUCAUUGCUUGUGAACAACAAUAUGACUAUUCUUAUGAUGCCCGUUGUGAUGUGUGGUCUCUUGGGAUCACGGCUAUUGAACUUGGUGACGGAGAUCCACCUUUGUUUGACAUGCAUCCUGUGAAGACCCUUUUUAAGAUCCCAAGGUAGGGCACUAGGUGGCUCUCUUAGCUUACUGGAUCUUGCUUAGGCUGACAACAGCAAUUCAACAGUGAAAAUACCUAUUUGGUGCAUCAUUACAUCUUACAUUACGUUAAUUGAAAGAUAUGUGGAAAUGAAUGCUACUGUGGAGGAGGUCUGCCUAUAAACAGUGAGAUUUUUUAGAAAAAGAAUAUUUGGAUUUUUACUAUUGAGUUUUUUUUUAAAAAAUAUGAUUUGCUUAUUUAGCUUUUGUAAACCACUUUUCAUUUCAAAAAUAAUUUGUUUCCCAACAAGGGCAGAUUAUUCUCUAGAAACACAAUGUUUUAAUGGGCUAUUUUCUGAAAGAAGAAAGUUUGAAUGGUUCAAAUAGAAGCUGUUAAGUAUGCCGGAUCAGCAGCAUCUAUUGUUUCUAUCUUGUUUCUUUUAUUUUCAUGCAGAAAAUAAGAUAUUAUAUUCUAAGCAUACUUGAAACUACAAGGAACCUAUACUUUUUUCCAUAAGAUUUUUUUAGUCUGCUUCUCCUAGCAGGAAGCAAAAGACAAGGCAUUACAAUUGUGAAGUAUGAAUUAAUUGCUGGACUUUUAUAACAAACAGCCUUUCUGAAGCAUUUGCUUUGAACUGAUUGUCAGUUGGUAUAGUCUGUCACUUUGUAUUCCGCUUUCAGAAGAAAAGAUACCCACGGGCAAUUAGAAAAUUAAAACCUUAGACAAUGGGAA